Molecule: messenger RNA, 369 nt
Organism: Parnassius apollo (apollo)
Lineage: Eukaryota; Metazoa; Arthropoda; Insecta; Lepidoptera; Papilionidae
Source: the annotation of a GenBank genome assembly
AUGCCAAGACCUGUAAACAGAAACUUAUUAGAUCCAAUAACUGACAGGAAUAUUAACCCUAGGCCUUAUCUUGGCUACAUGUUUGAAACUGCUCAACUUAAUUUAGACUCCGUAAUUUUAAAUGCGAUACGACAACGUUACUCCGCCUUCUUACUGCAAUUACUUAAGGAAUUGCAACAAAGGCUUCCAGACAACUACAAGCAGCUAGAAUCAAUGGCGUUGCUAAGUCCAGAGGAGGCAAUAAAAACAAUCAAGUCAAACACUAUCAUCGACGUUGCUGAAAUUUUGGGAUUUACACCAGAAAUAAUAGACAAGAUAAUGCAACAGUGGCACAUUCUACAUAUAAAUAUAAAUAAAGUGGCAUUCUGA